GUGGGGAGGGAUUUACUAGCAGCUGAUAGCGAACAUAGUUUAAUCUUGUAAAAUAACUUAAUUAUGAAUUCCAUUUGAAACUAAUAUUAUUAUUUGUCAUAUUUUUAUCGGAACCUUUCAACAGUGAACAUCAACUUUCAAUGAGUGAACAUCUAAAUACUGAAAUCAUUGUAUAUAUUAUCACAUUCAGAAGGCAGAACUGGCAGAAGCUGAGAAGCACAUUUUUGUUUUUGAGGUUAUACAUUGUAAAUAUUGAAAAAGGUAACGAGCUUGAAGCUGUAACAUCGUGGAUUUUUGCUGUUCUUUGUUUACCUGUAUUGUUAAUUUAAUUAAAUUUUGUAUCAUACUGCCAAUAUUCUUUAACUCUAUUGAGUAUUGAUUGAAUUUAGUUAUUGCAUCAGAUGCAACGUAGCAUCAUGGUUGCGGCAAUCCAAAAGUUGAAAGAAUAGUAUGAAGACAAGGUAUUUACUCAGUCUUCUCAAAGUAUAACCGCACUUUAUCUAAUAAGUAUUAUUUAGUUAAGGUAGUGAGUGUAAAGAGAACCUUAUCCCUCUCAAUUUUUUCAAUUAUACUACUUGAAACGUCAAAAAUGGCUGAAAAUAAAUUAAGGAUCCUAUGUCUACAUGGAUACAGACAGAACAAAAACGUGUUCAGAGAAAAACUUGGGCAGUUUCGAAAAAACCUGAAAAACCAUGCUGAGUUCCAUUUUAUCGAUGCUCCUCACGAAGUUAAAGAUAGCUUUGGAGCAAAUCAGUCAGAUGAGAGAAGUUGGUGGUUUACCAGUGAAGAUAAUACUUACCAAUCGAAAAUAAAAACUGACUUCUGUAUUGGAUUGGAAGACAGCAUAGCACUUGUUCAAAAGACAUUUGCGAAUGAAGGUCCAUUUGAUGGUAUCUUGGGAUUCUCUCAAGGAGCAGCUUUCACUGCUAUCAUUUGCGGCCUCCUCACGAAGAAAGCUCUUGAUUUCGAAUUGAAAUUCGUAAUGAUUGUGGCAGGAUUCAAGUCGUUAUAUGAUGGACAUGCUGAGCUUUACGAACAGCAAAUAAAUAUUGCAUCGUUACAUGUAAUUGGUGGCGGUGAUGAGGUUAUCAGUCAAGGUUAUUCCAUCGUGAAGGCGGACAAAUUGUACCGUCUCAACAACUUCGCUGGAGAACGCUUCUUGGUGGAGUGCUUAGGACACAUUCAGAAAAUGAGAGGUUCGGCUACUCUCGGAUGAACUCGUGAAACUUGGUUCAAACAGGAUUGUGAACCAAAUUCGUGCUAGCAAACCGAUUCCCCUCCUCCGUUCCACUACCUCCCCCAGCCAUGUUUUCUGGUUCAGAUUGGGGAAUGAACACGACUGCUUCCUACCACCACCCGUCUCGUCAAGCCAUUUGGUGCUGUUUCAAGCAAGCCACUCCGGCACCGGCCGCAAAACAUCGACGUCAAGUUUACAUUGAUGAAAAAUGUUGUGAUAUAAUUUAAUGAGUAUAAAAUAAAAAUAUAAUUAUAUGAGUUGCAAAUUUAUCAUUCUAUAAGAGUUGGUUCAAUCCUGGGGGUUCAAUGAACCAUUGAACACAUAGGACGAGCCGCCACUGCAUCUAGGACAACACAUUCAAAUUCACAGUAGAAUAAAAGUUUACGUAUACAAAGGGUGUAUGAUAUGUAUAAUUGUCAAUGGAUAAAAAUCACCAAUAAUAAUACAUAAGAACAAAGUUUGACAAAAACUGUCUGCCUAAAAACAUCUUAUAAAUACCGAAACAACACAAGUCAACACCAGAGAUAGUCAUUGCUACAAAAUUGGACAGCAUCAGUCCUAUGCUGUAUCCAUUUCCUGCAUUGUUCUAGAGCCUUCCAAGGUGACAUGUGUCAACAAUGCAGGAAAUGGAUACAAAAAAAUGUACAAAUGUUGUGCAAAUACAACUAAAAGACAAAAACUAGAAC
Nilaparvata lugens (brown planthopper) is the source of this 1923-nucleotide messenger RNA. Its product is annotated as esterase OVCA2. Gene Ontology annotation, cellular component: nucleus; cytoplasm. The record is from RefSeq and is a predicted model, not a curated record. Gene Ontology annotation, biological process: response to retinoic acid. Lineage: Eukaryota; Metazoa; Arthropoda; Insecta; Hemiptera; Delphacidae. The transcript is spliced from 6 exons. Bases 590 to 1216 code for a protein of 208 amino acids.